CGCGUCCGGGCGCCCCCCCUCGCGCCCGCCCUCACCCCCGUCGCGCCGCCCGUGGUCGCCGGGCGCCAUGGUGACGGUCUGGCAGGACAAGGACGACAAGUACUGGCGGCGCUGGCGGCGCCUCGGCCCCAACACGAACAUCACCCACGUCGACCAGUGCGCCGACGACGACGAGGCGUCGAUCUGCGGAACUCUGACAAAACGAUGGUGGUUCGGCUUCUGGCGGCGCGACGUCUACGCCCAGCUCUGCGGCGGGGAGCUGAGCUUCUUCGCGAGCGAGGAAUCGGACGGCGUCCUCGACGCUUUGGAGCUCGCGCCGGCGUGCCGCGUGGAGAUCGCCAGGGGUUCCGUCGUGCUGCUCCCCGACGGCCCGGCCACGAAACACUUCGCCGCGAUCGUGCUCGGGUGCAAGUUCCCCGCGGACUGCGAGCUCUGGCGCGCGCUCCUCCGACGGGCGAUCUCGCGCCGGGCCAAGAAGGAGACGAUGGCGCGCGAGAAGAAGGGCGACCUGCGCGACUUCCUCGGCGCGCGCGAGGCGACGGCGCGGCGGGGGCCGGACGCGGCGCCCUUCGAUCCCUGGAAGUGCUACGACCUCGUUCGGACCGCGGGCGCGGGCUCCUACGGCGUCGUCGUCGAAGCUUUGGACCGGGCGACGGGCCGCAAGGUCGCCAUCAAGAAGGUCAUGCGCGCCUUCGAGGACCUGACGGAGUGCCGGCGCCUGGCCCGCGAGCUGCGCCUCCUCCACUCCCUGAGCCACCGCAACGUGCUCCCGGUCUACGACGCGUUCCGCCGGCCGGAGACCGACGACGUCUUCCUCGUGUCGCGGCUCUGCGACAGCGACCUCCACGCGAUCAUCUACGCGCGCGAGUCGCCCCUGUCGCCGCGCCACGCCCGCGUCAUCGCCUACCAGCUCCUGGAGGCGCUGCGCCACGUCCACGCGGCGGGCGUGUUGCAUCGGGACCUGAAGCCGUCGAACGUCCUCGUCGACGAGGACUGCGACGUCGUCUUGUGCGACUUCGGGCUCGCGCGCGCGCCGCCGCCGCGGGAGGCGCGGGUCCCGUUGCGGCGGCCCGCGUCGCCGGCGUCGGACGGCCACCUGCUCACGGAGUACGUGGUCACGCGCUGGUACCGAGCGCCGGAGCUGCUCCUCGCGAACGGGUCCUACGACGGCGCGGUCGACGUCUGGGCCGCGGGCUGUAUAUUGGCGGAGAUGGUGCGCAAGCGGCCCCUCUUCCCGGGCAAGCACGUCGCGCACCAGGUCGAGCUCGUCGUCUCCGCGCUGCGGGCGCUCGAGCCGGCCGACUUCCCCGCGGCGUUCGAGGGUUUGACGAAUUCGCGCGCGCGGAGCUUCGCGGAGCGCGUCCGCGCGGACGCGUCGCGGCCGCCCACCUGGGCGUCGCGCGUGCCGGACCUCGACGACGCGGGCGUCGACGUGCUCGCGGCGCUGCUCCGCUUCGACGCGGGCGACCGCGCGACGGCGGCCCGCGCGCUCGACGCGCCCUACUUCGCCGCCGCGCGCGACUACUGCAAGAUCCACCUCGCCCGGCCCGCCCUCGACCGCACGCCCCUCGACGCGUCCAUCGGCUCGAACGCCAGCUGCCUCUGCGAGGACGACGUCGACGUCGACCUCGGCGACGUCGAGGCCGCGGCGGACGUCGACGCGCUCAAGCGCAUCCUCGUGGCGCGCGAGUUCAAGCGCACGGACCCCGCGUGGUGAUGCGUAUACUAGGAUGCC
Molecule: messenger RNA, 1735 nt
Organism: Aureococcus anophagefferens
Lineage: Eukaryota; Pelagophyceae; Pelagomonadales; Pelagomonadaceae
Exons: 1
Coding region: 68-1717 (549 amino acids)
Biological process (GO): intracellular signal transduction; protein phosphorylation
Cellular component (GO): cytoplasm; nucleus
Molecular function (GO): ATP binding; MAP kinase activity
Source: RefSeq, a predicted model, not a curated record